This is a messenger RNA of Seriola aureovittata, 2452 nucleotides long. Its product is annotated as arylamine N-acetyltransferase, pineal gland isozyme NAT-10-like. Gene Ontology annotation, molecular function: acetyltransferase activity. Lineage: Eukaryota; Metazoa; Chordata; Actinopteri; Carangiformes; Carangidae. The record is from RefSeq and is a predicted model, not a curated record. The transcript is spliced from 2 exons. The coding region runs from base 720 to 1625 and encodes 301 amino acids.
GGUCCAUGUUAGUCAAGAGAGGAUCAAUGAGGGUUAUGUAAACUAUCGGGGGAAAUGCUGCAACGUCGGCGGGUGGACGAGGCACUCAUUGGGCGUUACUUUCAGCUUUCUUAAGUGACAUAAAUGCGAAAUGAGACGAUCUCGUUAAUCAGUGUUGACUCUGGUAAUAAUAAAACAGGGGUAAUGUCCCAUAGUUAAUAGCUACUCAUUCCGCUGCCAGCUUUUAAGAAAUUAGAUCGCAUUUCCUUUACGUUUUUUUUUUUUGCUCGCCCUCAGGCUAUAACACAAUGUAAAGUUAAAAGUUGAACACUGCUUCUACAUAUUUCACUGCAUAUAACUAAUAACUCUAAACAUUUUCGAUUUAUAACUAUGAGAAGUUGUCAUUGUUUUAAGAUUUAACAUACAGCUGAGUGCAGUUUGUAACUGGUGGACUGGUCCUUAAAAUACAUAAGCAUUCUUGUCCAUGAAUAGUUUACAGAGGUUUAAUAUGCUUUUAAUAAUUGGUUUUAUUGAUAUAAACUCUUCAAUAUCUGUGAAGGAAUUUUUUUUUGUCCACCUGAUGAGUUACUGACUCAGGUGAGAGGUCAGUAUGAGGCCCUGGGUCACUGUGACCCAGCUACUGCACUGAAUCUAACCAGCUUUGAGAUAAUGAGGCGGCUCCUCCAGAUGAAGCUGUGCUUGGCUGAUACUGUUGGUGCCACGGCUGAUAACAACAGACCAUGGAUGGGCAGUACCGAGUGGCUGAGUGCAAGAUGAAUUUGGAGGAGUACUUCAAAAGAAUUGGUUUCCAUGGCUCUAAUGAAAAACUGGAUCUUGCAACACUGAAACUGAUCCACAAACAACAUGUCAUGUCAAUUCCAUUUGAAAACCUCAGCAUUCACUGUGGUGAGAAGAUCAUCAUGGACCUGGAGGUCAUUUUCAAUAAGAUAGUGAGGAGCAGUCGUGGAGGCUGGUGCCUUGAGAACAACUUUCUUUUUGGCUGGGUGCUGAGAGAAAUGGGCUACAACAGCACGACCUUGGGCUCCAGAGUUUUCAACAGUAUUCUCAAUGACUUUGGCCCUCUUGAAUCUCAUCUCAUCAACAAGGUUGUCAUUGAUGGAAAGGCUUACAUAACAGAUGUAAGCUUUGGGGUAUCUUCCCAAGUGUGGGAACCCCUGGAGCUCAUCUCUGGGAAGGACCAACCUCAGGCAGCUGGGGUCUUUCGUCUCAUAGACAAAGGGGACAUGUGGGUGCUGGAGAAGACUGGUAGAAAGCCAGAGGUUGUUAAUUCAGAGUUUGCCAGUUCAAGCCUGGUAAACAGGAAGGAAACAAAGCAGAUCUACGGCUUCACCUUGGUGCCUCGUGACGCAGAUCAUUUCUUUGAGACAAGCCACACACUUCAGACAGAUCCUAGUUCACUGUUCACCAAUAAGUCCAUCUGCUCUUUGCAAACACCCGCAGGAUUCAGAGCCCUGAUCGGCUGGACCUACAGUGAGGUCACCUACAAACCUGUGGAAGGUGUUGAUGAUUUAGACAUGAGGGACAUACCAGAUGAUGAGAUAGAGCAAAUUCUGAAGGAAAAGUUCAGUGUAAAGUUGCCGAACAAGCUAAAGCCUAUAAACAACAAAGCGUGGUACACACUCUGAAAAACCACAUGUAUUCUUUUUUUUUUUUUUUUUUUUUAAAUUGUCCUGAAAGAUGUUACAACCUGUGUUCAUCAUGACUGACCAGGUAGAGCAGCUUGUUGAAAAGUCAUCUAUUUCAAAACUUAACAAUGCUUUUCAUUUAUUUUUUGUACAAUGAAAAUAAUAGCAUUAUUCACUGACACUUUUGAGCGUAAGUAAUAAUGUAUAUUUAAAUCAGGUACCUCAGUAUGUCAGGUUACAGUUUGCAAAAAGUUGAUGUAAGAAACCUAACUUUGUUGGCUGUACACUAAACAUUAGUCAAAGAGUUAUGAAAUGAUGAACCACUUUUAAUCUGUACAAGAGUGAUGGAAAAAUGAAAGUAUGGAGAGAAAAAAACAGACCCAGACUUUGUCAAUAAUGGCCUGCUCAGUGUGGUGUAGUAUCAAAGUUAGCGUUUGGCUGACCGAUGGAGCCCGCAGGAUAUUUCAGCUGUUUUGGAUUCUGUAAAAGCCAAGUAUCCAGAGUUAAUUUAAGGAGCGGAUAUGCCUUUCUCAAUGAAAGUAUUACCAGCCAAGGAAAAUUGUUUUCAGUCUAAGUAAAUCUGAGCAAUGUUGUUUGCCAUUAUUUUGUAUUGUAGUAACUUGCUUAUACCAAUGCAACCUGUUGAGCUUCAACUUAUAUAUUAUCAAGUCACAUGAUAAAGCCAACCUUGAUGCUCUUGACUUUAUACUCACCUGUAUGCUAUGUUGUUACUCAUAUAUCAUAUUAUGCUCAUAACCUUUUGUAUCCUUUUCUUCAGAAACAUGAGUUUCAAAACAAGUCCUGUGUAUUAAAUCCAAGAAUUACAA